AUGCUGCGCGUCGCCCCGUCGCCGCUCUCCGCGCGACCGCCGGCGCGCCGGCACCGCGGCCGAGCGCGCGCGGUCGUCGCCGCGAAAGACGCGAAGACGCUCGCGCCCGUCAAGCCCGAGGGCAAGGUCGAGCGCGUCUCGCUCGUCCCCACGGACGUGCCCCCCGCGCGCAGCGCCGCGGUCGGCAUCGGAGGCGCGCUCGUCGUCUCCGGCAUCGCCGCGCUGAACAUCCGGCACAACAAGAGAGCCGAGGCGAAGGAGCGCGCGCGGCGGGCGGAGGAGGCGGCGGCGAAACGCGCGCGGGAGGAGGAGGAGGAGGAAGCCGCGAAGGCGUCGGCGGCGUCCGCGUCCGCGUCGGCGGACGAGGACGAGGACGGAGCGUUCGUCGAAGAGGGCGUCGUGUUCAAGAGAAAGGUGAACGCCUGA
This is a messenger RNA of Micromonas pusilla CCMP1545, 426 nucleotides long. RefSeq lists its product as uncharacterized. The transcript has a single exon. The record is from RefSeq and is a predicted model, not a curated record. Lineage: Eukaryota; Viridiplantae; Chlorophyta; Mamiellophyceae; Mamiellales; Mamiellaceae. Bases 1 to 426 code for a protein of 141 amino acids.